CUCUUCGUUUACGGCAAGUGUCUGCGACAAGAGUAACCGUUCUUAACCAAAACAAGGGACCCACGUCUCCAAAAUAUAUUGAACAAUCUUUGGCCGCUGCUUUUUUGAAUAAAUAUAGGUCUUGUUUGUCACGUUUUAAAGCUUUUAUAGUGAUAUAAUUAAGAAAUAUUAAAUGUUUCUUGGCGAGGAAAGCAGGAAACGCCAUUAAUUUUAAAUUUCGCGCUGUUUGCUCCGCUGCUAAUGAACGCGAUAACCUGUUAGCUGGGAACCAAUGACCUAAAAACACGAGAAAAAUGCAAUAAAGUAUCUUCAGCGCCGAUGAAAACUGAUGCACAAAUUCAAUGGAGGUGACGGACAUCGGGAACAAAGAGGAGGGGAAAGUGUGGCAUCGAAAACCAACACAGGGGAAAAGUGUGUUAGCUUCUCUGGUGCGGACUGCUCAGCAGGGGAAGGUUGUGCGCUUCCUUCACGUGACCUUUGACACCACAGGAGACUGUUUUCUGGCUGGAGAUCACCAUGGAAACAUCUAUCUGUUUGACAUCAGUAGAAACAGAUUUCGUCUCGUACAGAAAACGGGACAGGCUUGCACAGCUCUGGCAUUCAACCUUCGGAGGACCACGGAGUUCCUUGUGGCUUUAGCUGACUACACCAUCAGAUGCUUUGAUAAGGAUACAAAACAGCUGGUCAGUUGGAUGCGAGGUCAUGAGGGAGCUGUUUCAUCCAUCUCCGUCCACAGCUCAGGCCGCUACGCCAUCACGACAUCAUCAGACACAGCCCAGCUCUGGGACCUGGACACCUUCCAGAGGAAAAGGAAACUCAACAUAAAACAGUCUGUCGGCAUUCAAAAGGUGUUUUUCCUCCCUCUUAGCAACACAAUUCUUAGCUGUUUCAGUGAUGACUCCAUCUUUGCAUGGGAGUGUGACACACUUUUCUGCAAAUAUCAGCUCCCGGUUCCUGAUUCUGGACCCAGAAUCUCCUACAAGGCUUUUGCUGUCACCCGCGAUGGUAAAAACCUUGCAUCAGGUGGCCGCUCAAACUUGCUGCACCUGUGGUGUCUGGAGAGCCGUCAGCUUGUCAGAGUGAUUCAGAUGCCGAGUCAGGUUCGAACCAUCAGGCAGCUGGAAUUUCUGCCUGACAGCUUUGACGGCGGUGCUAGCCAGACAGUGGGUGUGUUGAGUCAGGACGGUGUGAUGCGAUUCAUCAACAUUCACACAUGCAAACUUCUCUUCCACAUCGGUUCCCACGAUGAGGCCAUAACCACGAUGACAGUCAGCCCCAGUGGUCGGCACAUUGUGGCCGUCAUGGAUAACGGGAGCAUUAACAUCUAUAAUGUCCAGAAUCUCACACAGGAAUUAAACAAGCCCCCUCCAGCCCAGGUUGCUGUCGUGUCUGGCGGUGAAGAUGUUCAGGACCUCACUCACCUGAAAAUGAAGGUCAGAUCAGAGCUGGUUCAGAGACCAAAGAAGAGUUCAGGAAGACAACCUCAGGUGAAGAUCCUGCGUCCACCUGCAGUGUCUUCAGCGGAAGAUAAAGAGAAUGAGUUACCAGCUGGUCUAAAUAAGAAGAGACUGGUGGCUCUACUGAAAGCAUUUGGAGAAUAUCCUGCAAAAUACAGGAUGUUUGUUUGGCGUUCUUUACUCUGUCUCCCAGAGAACCACGCGGCGUACAGCAGUCUGACUGACAAAGGCCUGCACUCCGCCUUCCUGACAUUGCACGAGAAAUACCCCAUCAAGAGUCAGAAGCUGCAGAGAGCACUGCAGAGAGUUUUGUCUGCAUUAGCUCACUGGGCUGCCAUUUUUGGAGAGGUGGAAUAUCUCCCUCUGGUGGCCUUCCCGUUUGUGAAGCUCUUCCAGAACAACGCCAUGCUCUGUUUUGAGGUGGUGGCCACUGUCAUAGUAAACUGGUGUCAGCACUGGUUCGAGUACUUUCCCAACCCGCCGCUGAACAUCUUGAGCAUGGUGGAGAAUGUUGUGGCUCAUCAUGACAAGGAGCUCCUGCAGCACCUGGUGGACUGUGGCAUCACCUCACAGCUUUAUGUCUGGCCCCUGCUGGAGACUUUGUUCUCAGAGGUUCUGACUCGUGACGAAUGGCUAAAACUGUUUGACAACAUCUUCUCCAAUCAUCCGUCGUUCCUGCUUAUGGCCUGUGCGGCGUACGUCAUCUGCUGCCGUGAGCCUCUGCUGCACUGCUCCCAGAAACAGGACUUUGAGUAUUUCUUUCACCAUCGUAACAACCUGGAUGUUGGAGCCAUGAUCAAAGAAGCUUACAGGUUCAUGAGCAGCACCCCGGCCGACCUCCAUCCCAGCACUAUGCUCUCUGACUUUACACCACUCACCAGCGGCCAGUAUCCCGUGUUCAACAAGUACCCAGAAUUCAUUGUGGAAUACCAAAGCAGGGAGCGAGAGAGAAUACGGCUGCAGGAGAUGGAGUAUCUGCGUGAGAGACAGCAGAUGUCAGCAUUGCGUGCAGACUUUGUGCGUCGUCGGGCUGAAGAAGAAGCCUUUUAUGCACAGCAGGAGUUGCUGCAGAAAGCAGAGGAGCAGCGCAGACACAUCCUGGAACAAGAGGAGGAAAAGCUAACACAGCAGAGGGCUAAGCUGGCAGCCAUGAAAAGAGAGCUGAAGGUCAAGGAGCUGCAGCUGCUGGACGCCACCAGAAGACGCUUUCUCAAACACCAACAAGAGCUGCGAGCCGCACAAAUAGAAAAACUGGACCAGGAAAUCAGCAGGAAGAUGGAUCUUCGUGAGAAAGAGACGGCCACGGCGGUCCAGGAUUUGGAGAUCAGACAAAUGGAACUGGAGGCUCAGAGGAAACGUCUGGAACAGCUUUUGCUGAAAGAGCAGCAACGCGUCGGGCGUAAAGCAGAAGAGGAGGUGCGAAUAAAGAUGAGGGAAGCUGAGGAAAACUUAACGGAGAUGUUACACGGAGCAGAGACCAACAUGCAGGCUCUGGAGGAGCCUCUGGCAGACGCCUGUCGGCUGGACUUGGAGUCUGACUGGCAGAGAGAGGUGGUGGAGCGUCUGCAGAGGGUGGAUGCUGAGCAGGAGAGGAGCAGAGGAGGACUGGAGGAGCUUCAAAGACAAACCCAGGAAGAGGAGCAGAGAUUGAUAAGCACCCUGCGAGAAGAAGCCCAAAGAAAGAUGGAUGAAGGCGGAGCUCAGAUACAGACACACACAGAAGGCCAGACACUGAUGGGGAUACAUUCAGCUUAUGACGCUCCAGGAUUUCCUCACAGACCUGCUUGUUCUAAGCAGACGGGAGCUAACAUGGUGUGUCUGAACAGCACCUCGCCUCCAGAGAGCACCUCUACCGCCUUCUCGUUUUGCAGAGGCAGGACCCAGCUGGAUAAUGGUGAGAGAGAGCUGCUGAAGGAAAUCAGAGAACUGAGGCAGAAGCUAGCAGCCAGGGCUAAAGAGAGCAGCUCGGCCUCCUCACAAUCCAUCUGCACUCCUACGUCUCCGUGAUCACAGAUUACUGUCGUCACACCACCAGGAACACAUGACAUCAGAAGCAUUUGUCCUCGCGUGUUUUUGCUUUAAGUAUUUAUUUAACUCAUGUCUCUCAGCAGUUGAUCUGCAGGAAGUGGACUUUUCCUUUGUUACAGAUAGAUGCACAACACCACGCUGAUGUAAGCGUUUUCUUUGUUUUUGCAGCUUUUGUCUGCUCAGAAUGUCACUGAGAAUGAAGGAAUUGAAGCUGCUAAUGGAAAAGUCUUUACAAUCUAUGAAGAUGAGCAGUCAAGCUUUAGUAAUGUAAACCUGGCUGCUGAGGGCAUAGAUUCAAUUCAAGAAAAGCAGGUUGUGUUUUUCUUUUUUCUACUGUUCUUAUUGCUGUGUAGAAAAUCUUGUGGAGUAUAUCAACAAACCAAUGAUGUUUUUUGAUGUGCUGGAGCUUUGUCUUCAUUUAUGUUUUUUUCUUUAUUUAUCUUAAGGCCUGUUGCUCCCUUUUCUUUAAUUUUUAACUUUUUUUUUUUAACUUUAAUUAAAUGAUCUAAAUUUUGUUGCUAAAUUUUCAUUUUUGCAUUAAAAGUACAAUAGCAAUUGUUUAA
Oryzias melastigma (Indian medaka) is the source of this 4048-nucleotide messenger RNA. It is a transcript of the gene tbc1d31, whose product is annotated as TBC1 domain family, member 31. Gene Ontology annotation, molecular function: protein binding. The coding region runs from base 342 to 3464 and encodes 1040 amino acids. Lineage: Eukaryota; Metazoa; Chordata; Actinopteri; Beloniformes; Adrianichthyidae. The record is from RefSeq and is a predicted model, not a curated record. The transcript has 23 exons. Gene Ontology annotation, cellular component: centrosome.